AACAAAAAAAUAACAAACAACUGUCACGAAAAAAGUAAAAAAAAUUCACGCGAGACAGACUUGAUUUUCUCGCCCCUAAAAAUGACUGUUUUAAAAGAAAAACUCUCCGACACCCGAGAACAAUACGAAAAAGCUCAAAAGCUCAUCGAGGAAGAAUCCAAAUCAGAUCCCGUCACGGAGCCAUAUCGUUCGCACUACAAAGCAUGUCAAGUGUUGCUCGACUUGGAAAAGAACAUUUUGAACGUUUUGCAAGACAUUCCCGCCGAUUCGGAGACCCAAAGAGCUUACAACGCAAUUUUGUGUCAUGUCCUCAAAGAAAUCGGUCGAAUUUACAUGUUCACCGAAGAACUAUCGAAUGGCGAAAAAUACUUCAAAAAAGCUCUGGAUCACAUCAAAGAAGCUUCUGCGACAUCUGAAGACGAUCCCAUGUUCAUUCCUGUGCUGGUCGACACCUUAAAUCAACUUUCCAUCUUGUGGUCUCAACGCGAAAAUCUCGAACAGUCGAAAGAAUUCCUCGAAAUGGCGGAAAAAUCGUAUAAAAAGUUCCGCGAAGUGCCCGGCGCCACAGCAUUGACCAUUUCUGACAUCUUUGGAGGCAGUUCGGAUGACGUCGAGCAGGGAAAAGGCGAUAUUGCGUUGGAAAAGUUGCAUACCCUGACUUUGUAUUACAUGGCGCAAGUUUUGGGCAACUUGGGAGACUUGCACAAGUCGGCAAACUACUGUCAUCAAACGCUGAAGCGACAAAUUGAGUAUAACGACUACGAACCGAUCGACUGGGCACUCAAUGCCGCCACGUUAUCGCAAUAUUACUUCACGAAAAACGCUUUGAAGCAAUCGCGGCACUUGCUGGCUGCCGCGUCGUACAUGCUGGACAAAUACGAGCAAGACAUUUGCGCCAUGGAGUUGUCCGAAGAGCAGAAAAAGACCAAAAUGGAUACUUUGAAUCAUCGUUCGGCGGAUGUGGCACGUUGCUGGGCCAAAUAUGGCAUUCAUAUACUCUCGACUUCGAAAGAUCGCCUCAUGCAGGACACGGAUGAGGAAGCAGAUGCCGCCGAAAUCAACAAAGAAAUGGAAAAUCUCACGUUAAACAACGAAUUUUACGAGUUCAAGACCCUCAGUUUGUCCCUGUACGAGAAUCAAGUGGGUUGCGAUUUUGUUCUCACGUACGACGAUGCGAAACUGGUCUUCGUCAAUGCCCAAGCAUGGCUCAACAAGGCAAAGGAACACUAUACCGCCGAAUCGGAAGCCACGGAAUACGCGAGAAUCGUGCAAGAUCACGUCUCGCUGUACAAAUAUCUCGCAUUUUUCGACGAAGACGACGCGAAUCGGUGCAAAUUUCAUCGACGACGUGCCGAUAUGCUCGAAGAACUCGUGCAAUUGCUCAAUCCAACGUAUUAUCUAGUCAUUUGUCGCGAAAUUUGGUACGAAUUGGGACUCACGUACUCCACAAUGCUCGAUAUUAAGUUGACGGCACUCGAAAAUAUUCCCGCCGAUCAACGUCCGACGCCGCAUCAGCUCAAUAAGAUCAACAAAUUGUGUGAUAGCAGCAUAAAAUCGUUCCAAAAGUAUCUGGAUUCGUAUAAUAAGGCGACGGAAACUAUUCCGACCAACUUAAGUGUGGAUGAAAUGCAUCCCGUGUUGUUCGCUUACUUCCAUAUCGGGCGGUUAUUUUACAAAAUUAUCACGCCCGAUAAGAAAAUGCAACUUUGGAACAUCAAAAAUAGCCUGAAAUAUUAUGAGAUGUUGGUCAAGGGAUGCACGGAGAAUGCCGAGGCGGGUGAAUUAUUGAAAGCGGAGAUGGGCGUUUGUAAGCAAAUGACGAAUUUGCUGCCGUUGAAGAUACAAAAGUUAUUUGCUGAGAUCCAAAAUGAAGGAAAUUAAGUCAAAACGUCGAAAAUUCGCAUUUUAAUUCAAUAAAAAACGCUUUUUAGACCAAUUUUUACUCCUUGUAAAAUUGAUGAUUUCCAAUUUUGCGGAUUUUACGAACGCGAUGAGCCCAAUCAGGGUUCUCUUUAUCGGGAUUGUUGUAAUAAACGCAUCCCCCGGUUGGAUCUUGAGAUAACGAGGAGUUAUAAACUCGUUCACACAUGUUCCAAAUGUCUCGAUAAAUGUCAGGUUCGCUAAUUGUGGUGUCGGUGCAGUUAUUCCAACACUCAAAUUGAUCCUUGUGAAGACAAACUUCCUUGAUGGUUCGUCCUCCGAAUCUUCCGUCAGCUGCGCGAUUUUUUAUUACCCAUGCAACCCAUAAACGGCCCUCAGGGAUUUCGCCUCGAGCUUCCAUGUAGACAGUUUUUGCGAAAACUUCCAUUUCACCCAAUGACGACAUGAUGAUGAAAUUCUGCAAAUGAAAAAAUGAUAUUAAAUCGAACGAUGAACGUGCGAGGGACUGAUAAAAUUUUGUUUAUUU
This is a messenger RNA of Culicoides brevitarsis, 2407 nucleotides long. Its product is annotated as KIF-binding protein. The record is from RefSeq and is a predicted model, not a curated record. NCBI's taxonomy places the organism in Eukaryota, Metazoa, Arthropoda, Insecta, Diptera, Ceratopogonidae. Gene Ontology annotation, molecular function: protein binding. The transcript has a single exon. Bases 82 to 1881 code for a protein of 599 amino acids. Gene Ontology annotation, biological process: neuron projection maintenance; central nervous system projection neuron axonogenesis; microtubule cytoskeleton organization.